GAUUGAGCGUACUGCGAACUUGUCUUCUCCCUUGAGCUCGUUUUCUCUCUGCAAAAAAGGAAAAAAAUGGAAGGACUGAACUUGGAUAAAUGGGGUUAUGAAGUUAAAACCUCUUCCGAUUCUUGCAUUUCCGCAAUCAACGACUACUACCACCAGGUGCUUGCUUAUGGGAGAAAUAGGAAAGUGAUCUUAGAAGCGGUUGUUCAUGACAAACACUGUGUUUUAGCCAACAUUUUGGCUGCCCAUUUCCUCCAUUCCUCUGACCCUUCAGAGGCUGAUCCACUUGUAGAAGCUGCCAAGUCAAGAAUUGAACAAGCCACUUCUUAUGAGAAAGCCGUUUUCGAAGCUAUCAUUUAUUUGAUUUGUCAUGGUAGAGAUGAUGAUGUUGCCGUGGAGUUACACUCUAAGCUCUUGCGAGAUUUUCCAAGGGAUCUUGUUUCAUUGAAGAGGGCACAACUACUGUGCUUUUAUAUGGGUCGGGCUGAUUUGUCCUUAGGUCUUGUUCAGCAGGUUCUACCUCAAAAUCAACAAGAAAAUUACAUAUAUGGCAUGCUUGCAUUCCCUUUAUUAGAGCUUGGACGAAUGGCAGAUGCAGAGGAUGCUGCAAAAAAGGGGUUUGAAAUAAAUAAGCAAGACUUUUGGUCACAACAUGCUUUGUGCCAUGUUCUUCAGUAUGAGUGUCGGUACAAAGAAGCAGUGCUGUUCAUGGAAGAAUGCUCAAAGUCAUGGAGUUCUUGUUCAUCAUUCAUGUUAACUCACAAUUGGUGGCAUGUGGCUCUUUGUUAUUUGGAGGGUCAUUCUCCAAUUACAAAGGUCAGAGAAAUUUAUGAUGAUCGUAUAUGGAAGGAGUUGGAAAGAACUGAUGCAGUUCCUGGGGAGGUGUACCUAAAUGCUUUGGGUCUGUUGUUGCGGAUUUAUAUACGGGGAAAACUGGAUGUCUUUGAAGAUCAGUUGCAAAUUUUGGCAGCAUCUCUAACAGAUCAAGUGAACUGGUUUUUAGAGUGGCACCUUGAUUUGUUGAUAUUAUGGGCCUUGGCGUUUACUGAGGAACUUUCUAAAGCUGAAGAUUUACUAAACGGCUUGAAGUUGAGACUUUCCAAGAUGAGCAAGAAGAAGCAACAAAUAAUGCAAAGAGCGAUGCUGCUUGCGGAAGCUGUAUAUGAGUUUGGACGAGGUAAUGAAAAGCAAGCACUAGAAAUACUCGGUCCUGAUUUCGAUGCAUAUACUUAUAAGAUUAUCGGAGCAUCCGAUGAACAGGUUGAUGUAUUUAAUGAAAUCUGGUACGUUAUGUUGCUGAAUACUGGACAAGCUACCAAAGCCAUUGAAUCCAUCGAGAAACAGAUCAAGAAGAGGGAUGGAGCUCCUUUCCUAUGGCGUCUACUGGAGAAAGGCUAUAUGCUAGGUGGCAGGCCGGAAGCCGCGACUAUCGGCGAAAAGGCCAGAGUGUUGGAGACGGCAUAUUUCAACUAAGCCUAUCUGUAGCCACAUAUAUAUAUAUAUAUAGCUUUAGUUUCAAUAAGAGGUUGAAUCAACGUUCACCACCACAAAGAAACUAGAAUGCAACAUCUUCCUGUAAACUUGCAUAUUCACAUCGUGUAGCAUGUAAAAUGUAUGCACCUUUGAUUGGUCA
Molecule: messenger RNA, 1630 nt
Organism: Hibiscus syriacus
Lineage: Eukaryota; Viridiplantae; Streptophyta; Magnoliopsida; Malvales; Malvaceae
Product: tetratricopeptide repeat protein 38-like
Exons: 14
Coding region: 67-1470 (467 amino acids)
Molecular function (GO): protein binding
Source: RefSeq, a predicted model, not a curated record